Molecule: messenger RNA, 693 nt
Organism: Colletotrichum siamense
Lineage: Eukaryota; Fungi; Ascomycota; Sordariomycetes; Glomerellales; Glomerellaceae
Exons: 1
Coding region: 1-693 (230 amino acids)
Source: RefSeq, a predicted model, not a curated record
AUGGAGAAACACACUCUCCUGAACGAGCAGCGAGAAAGCGAAGAAACGACUGCAGGGCGUAGCAGCUAUCAUGACGAGACAGACUCAGUCGAAUACACCUCCGAGGUGAUCACCAAGCGCAAAGCCCACCGUAGCCGCAUAUGGUCCGUUAUCGGCAAAGCAGCUCUAGUCCCAGCCGCCUUUGCCAUCUUCUACCUCGGUCGCGCAACCCACGACAUGACCCCCUCACGGCCUCCCGAGCCCAUCUCUCUCGGAAAAUGCUCGCCGGAUUGGAAAGAGUCGAAAGCCCGAGGCUGCGUCUACGACUUUGUCCUCUCGACGUGGAUGCAUCCGAAAUGCUUCAACGAGGAGAUGCACGAGCGGUACUUGGGCUACAUGAAGUGGCGGAACACGACCUUCUGGUACGAGCGGGAGCGAAUCAACGAGGUGCCCUUUGAUGUGGCGGCCAAGGGGGAGCAUGGGGAGAUUUUCACGGACGGGACGGUUCACCACAUGCACUGCAGCUACGUGUGGGACAGGAUCACGUAUGCUUCGCACUUCAAGCCGAGAGUGUUGGACUCGCUGUGCAGAGACCCCAAGCACGUCGAGCAUUGUAUCUUGUACAAUGGCAUUCCUCAAUCUUGGGAGAUUGACCUGCCGAACAUUACGAGGGUGUACAACGAGCCUCAUGAGGUGGAUUGUUUGAUUGGAUGA